AUGGUCAGUCAUGUCAUCUUUAUGUUGACUCAACUUACAUCCGUCUUCUUUCAUAUUUUAGGAUCGAAUGCGCCAAUUACUCUUCUCGAUAGUAAAGAUCUAAGUAUUCAAGCUGCGACAUGGUCGCUCGGUGAUCAAUUUCUUUAUCUUGAAGUUGACGAAGAAGUCCGAAAUGUUAUCUAUUAUUUAUUCGAUAUAUUUACGAGUCAAUCACUAGUUCGUCUAGUUAACAAUGGUACUUCGCGCAAUAUCAAUAUUCAUCCUAUCAACGAUCAAGUAUUUGUCUUCACACAUGAAAGUAUCCUCGAGCCACCGAAUAUAUAUUUGUAUUCAUCAGAUGGUUCAAGUCGAUCUGUUACUGUUCAUAAUACUGUUCUAUUGUCUAAAGUAAAAAUGAGUACUGUAGCUGAAACAUUUUCAUUUGUGGGUGCUCGAAAUGAAACAGUUUGGGGAUAG
Rotaria sp. Silwood2 is the source of this 456-nucleotide messenger RNA. The record is from the annotation of a GenBank genome assembly. Lineage: Eukaryota; Metazoa; Rotifera; Eurotatoria; Philodinida; Philodinidae.